Molecule: messenger RNA, 658 nt
Organism: Cuscuta campestris
Lineage: Eukaryota; Viridiplantae; Streptophyta; Magnoliopsida; Solanales; Convolvulaceae
Source: the annotation of a GenBank genome assembly
ACUAAACUAAUCUUCAUGGAAAAAGUUAAGAGGCAAGGGGCCGGCGAAACAGGAGCCAACGCCGCUGACUCCUUUAAGCGCCGCAAAAUGUCGGCGAUUUCCGACGGCGCCGCCCAGGCGGAAGGCGGCGGAGACACGAUGGCGUGGUUAAUCAUCGACGACGAGGCAAUGACGGAGCUAUCCGAGCUUCUGGACACGGCGGAGGUGCCGCCGCAUGACGAGGGUUUCAGAGUCCGCUUCAUCGACGAUCCCUACUCGCCGCCGGUGCUUUUCCGGUCGACGGCGUACGUCACCAUCGACGUGAACGAGGAGUCCUGCGGCUCCUCUUUCUCCGACCUGGAGUCGUCCGUGAUGGCGAGCAUCGACACCGGCGGCGGCGCCGGAGGGUGGUUGAGGAGAGAGAACAGAUGCGCGUGGGGAAGCGACGCGCGCGCGGCGCGUGGGUGGGUGGUGGAAACUGAUUUUCCGGAAACGGAAACACCUACCGUCAAAGAUAUGGACGAGCGCGACGGGUCAUGCAUUUGGGUCAACGGCGCGGGGGAUGACGACUCAAUUUGGGAGAACUUUCUGGGCGAAAUCUGAAAAGUUAUUACUUCUUCUUUUGCUUUUGUGGAGGGGGUCCUAUGUAAUUAGCAGAAAGUAAAGGGGUUACAUGUAA